GUGCCAAGUUGUCUUCUAUCUCUUUGUCCUGUGCUCGAGAGAAUAAAGAAAGCUUUCUUUGGUAGAAGAGCUGCCUACAACAGAAUAAGAUGAAUUGUGCAUGACCUGGCAGGCUGCAGUGGGAGUGAGUGGUGCAGUGAGGUUUGACAGUCACCUUUAUAGCUGGGGGAGGAAAAUUCCUCUCCACUUGCCGCCUGAGACCAAACAGUUUCCACCUUCAAACAUUUGACAUGAAACCUAUUAUCGUUAUUCACGGGGGAGCCUGGGCCAUCCCUGAGCGACUGGUGGAGGGGUCCAUGACGGGGGUGAAGCGAGCGGCAAGGGAGGGCUUUGCGCUCCUGGAGAGCGGGGCCAGUGCCGUGGACGCUGUGGAGGCUGCGGUCAGGAUCCUGGAGGAUGAUCCGGUGUUUGACGCAGGUCAUGGUGCUGUGCUGAAUGCCGAUGGUGAUGUUGAGCUUGAUGCAAUCAUUAUGGACGGUAAAACACUGGCUGCUGGAGCAAUCUGCUGUGUUAAGAACGUUUCUAAUCCUGUGACACUUGCUCGUUCAGUCAUGGAAAAGACAGACCAUGUGAUGCUUUCGGGUGCAGGUGCCAACCAGUUCGCUGCGAGCCUGGGUAUAGAAGAGGUGUCCACGGAGGAGCUGGUGACACAGCACGCCCGGGAGGAGUGGGGGCAGUACAAGUACAGUGAUGCAGUGUCCAAUCUGUUUAACAUGGAAGCAGCACAUGAUACAGUUGGUGCUGUUGCCAUAGACGCAGAGGGCAAUUUGGCAUGUGCCACAUCCACUGGAGGCAUCACCAACAAAAUGGUCGGACGUGUUGGAGACACACCAGUUAUAGGUUCAGGCGGUUAUGCUGAUAACCAGGUGGGUGCAGUCUCAACGACAGGUCACGGAGAGUCGAUCCUUAAAGUAACUCUGGCCCGGCUCAUCAUUUACCAUAUGGAGCAAGGGGCAAGUCCAGGAAAAGCUGCUGACAAAGCUCUCUUGCACAUGCAAGAAAGGGUCGCUGGGUGUGGCGGAGCCAUUGUCAUCAGUGCCCAAGGGGAAUGGACGGCAAAGUUUACCACCAAACAAAUGGCGUGGGCCAGUAUGGAAGGAGGCACGUUGUGUUACGGUCUGAACCCAGGAGAGAAGUACACUGAAGGAACCAUCACAAAGUGACGGUGAAAUCAUUUUCUCAAACAUGUAUCCACUGGAUGACUCCCACUCCAGGGACCCGCCUUCUUAAAAUGUUGUUGGGAGACGUAGAGAGAGCGUUGCAUGUGUGACCCAGUUUGUGUUGUCUGUGGGGAUAUGAAAAUACUGCAUGUUAAAGCGACAAUAGUUCCAUACAGAAAAUACAGGGAAUAUAGAUCUUUGUUACAGACCCAAAAAAAUUGAUGGGGAUGUCAUUUCAUAUUUGGGUCUCAAUUAUGCAUUUUGCAGACCAUUUGUAAUUCUUCAAUGUGAUUUGUUUUGCUUAUUAAUCUAUAAUUACCGACGAGUUUGGGGCAUAUCGAAAAUGUGAUGUUUUUUAUUUUAAAAAAAUCCGCUUUGUUGAAGACCAGUAACGUACAUUAAAAAGAAAUCACUGACGCAA
This is a messenger RNA of Callorhinchus milii (elephant shark), 1581 nucleotides long. Its product is annotated as isoaspartyl peptidase/L-asparaginase. NCBI's taxonomy places the organism in Eukaryota, Metazoa, Chordata, Chondrichthyes, Chimaeriformes, Callorhinchidae. The record is from RefSeq and is a predicted model, not a curated record. The coding region runs from base 231 to 1163 and encodes 310 amino acids. The transcript has 7 exons. Gene Ontology annotation, molecular function: asparaginase activity.